Messenger RNA from Drosophila yakuba, 12661 nucleotides. RefSeq lists its product as uncharacterized. The transcript has a single exon. Lineage: Eukaryota; Metazoa; Arthropoda; Insecta; Diptera; Drosophilidae. The record is from RefSeq and is a predicted model, not a curated record. The coding region runs from base 12024 to 12539 and encodes 171 amino acids.
AUUGUUGGCAGCGGCGAAAGUUCUCGUUCACGGAAAAACGAAUAAAAAAAAAUAAGAAAAAACCGAAAAGAAAAAUUGGUUGGAAUGGAGAAGAGUUUACGCUUGAUGGGGUAAGGGUUUCCAAUUUUCUUGGGGUUUGGGUUUGGGUUUGGGGUUGAGUUUGGAUCUUCUUCGUUUUGUUAGAAUAACUUGGAAGCAGCAUCAUAAUUUGCUGCCAUUUGUCGCUGACACAAAAAAAAAAAAAAAGAAGUAAAACAAGGAGAAGAGAAGACAAGAAGUGUGUUUUUGUUGCACCUAAUGACUGUUGGGGAAAUUUGAUAACGCGUGGCGUUUUUUGGGCGCCAAGAACUUUAUCGAAGGGGGAGGCCAAAAGUGUUCCCGGAAAUUCAGUAGAAUAUUUAAAUAAAUUUUUGACAGAGUAACUCGGCAAACAAAACGAAAAGUGAAUGGAAAAACUUUUACAGCACCUCCCCAUCCCAGCCCAUUUUCAUUUGCUUUCUGGCUUAAUUUUCUCCUCGUUUUUUUUCGCUCUGUUUUCUUUUGCGAAGGGGCUGCUUGGAGUUGUUGCACGUGUCCUGCGGAUCCAAGGAUGCGAUCGAAGGUCUAAGGACGUGCCCGAUGAUUUGGCAUAUUCAUCAAUGGCAUCGAAAUCCGGCAAGAGUUUGAAAUGUGAGCAGAGCGUUUUUGCAUGCCGCUUAUCUUGGAGUAAUAGAAAUGAAGCUCAGCUACAUUUUAAUCAAAUAUUUUAACCAAAAAAUGUAAUUUAUGAUAUAGUUUUAUGUGGUUGCUCACCCAAUGGUCCUUUCUUUGAUAAGAUAAUAUUUAUUUAUUUAUUCAGCUUGGAAUACAUUUUGAGAAAACCCCAAAACUAUGCGACAUCUUUUCGCAGUGCAUCUUCAUCUCAGUUCGCUGGCAUUUUGAAUGCGAAUUCAAUUCGGCUCGCAAGUGGGUCAAUAGUGACGUCAGCAGGUGGCAAAAAAACAAAAUAAAAAAAAAAAUGAAAAAAUGAAAAGCCUCCUACACACAUACAAACAAGGAAAGGGUUUUCAACUUGAGCGAUUGCUUCCACUUGAGAAGCCGUUUUUUGUUCGCUUCUCGACGGCUUUUCUCACAGUUUUCCUCGCAUUUCCGCAGCAAUCUCAAUCGAUGCCAAGUUGGGCUGCAAGUGGAGCAGGUUAAGUGCAAAUCCUUGUAAGGAUAUGCCAUCGAUAGUCCCCUGCACGUACAUAUAGAUAUACAUAUAUGGAUAUAUAUAUAUAUAUAUACAUUUACCAUAUAGAGUCUGCGAAUGUUUGAAAAUCGCGCUCAACUCGCGUGUAAAACGCGUCAUGCAAUUAUCAAAAGUGACAGACAAGUAAUGAGAAAGAACGAAAGGUACAAAUUGAACCGGAAAAUGUGUGGAAUUGCACAGUAAAUUUGGGAAAAAUGAUACGAAAUGACCCUGCCAAAUUACAAUGAAUUAUGUAGAAUAAAUAAAUACUGAAAUAACAGGCUUUUCAGCAAAUUAAAAUGCUUGAAUCUUGGGUUUUAAACGUUUUUUCCAUACCUUUCUUUUGAUUACGGUUGCGUGUUAAUGAAUUUCACAUUUUUGGCAUCAUUGAAUUUGAAUGUGAUUUUUUAUAGUUUUUUCGCCUCUUCUGGAUUCAAAAAAAGUCGAGCAUACAUAAAAUAAAAUCGCGUGGCUUUUCCACUUUACCCCUCAUCCUCUGAGCCCCUGACCUCCUGACCUGACAUUUUUGACACUCUAUUGAAAUGGAUUUUUGAGUAUUUCACAGGACUCAAUACGAUUCCAUUCGAUUCGAUUCGAUUUGUGUGUGCCAUUGGUAAUGUGGGUAAUGUGUGGAGACUUUCAAACACUGCCACCCACUAAUGCCACCCACUAAUGCCACCGCAAUGACCUUGAUGGCACGCCCAUGUCAUGCCGCCUGCCCCUGACAGCCUCUCGAAUAGAAUCGAAUCGAAUCGAAUCGAAUCGAAUCGAAUGGAAUGGAAACGAAACGAACGGCAUUAGCCAUAGGAAUCGAGGGGCAAUAUUUGAUAUCCACUUGCAAUUAUGUCAGCACAAACUGACAGGCCACAGCUCGUUGACUUUUCCAGAAGCGUAGGGCCUUUGUCGCAUUAGGGGUAAUGAGGGGGUUAUUCUAGGGGGAUUCGAUAAUAUGCCCGACUCUGGCCAAAUCGCACCGAGGUGCUAAGGCAACGGCAGACCCACUCAAAGUCAACAUAAAGUGGCCGGGAAAUUAGGGCAUUUAACAUGCGGCUGGUAAAAAGAGCGGUUGGGGCGAAAAAAAAAUAUAUAUAAAAAGAGAGCAAACAAGGCCAAAAUGCGCUAAAUACUUGUCUCAAUAAACGAGAUUGUUGUGCAGUUUGUCUGACGUUCAACUACCCUAGGAAAAUACCCACAUGAAAAUACCCUCUAAAAGAAACAGUCUACAUUUCACUUGUGUGUGUGUGCAAGCUUACUAGAAAAACAAUAGGCAACUCCUAGUUUUGUGCACAAUAAACAGAAGAAAAUGUAUGUUUAAGUUGCACCAUAAACAUAAGAAAAUGUAUUUUUAAGUUGCACAAUAAACAUAAGAAAAUGUAUUUUUAAGUUGCACAAUAAACAUAAGAAAAUGAGAGUUGGCAGCUGUAAAAACCAAAUGCAUUUUUAUUUGAGUAUAUAUCUUAUAUCCCUUUUAAUUGAAUUUUUAGCCGUAUGCUCAUAGAGUUUGCCCAAAUCCACAGACCCCUUAAAUUGCCAAUUGCCAAUCAAGCAUCAAAAAUCCACAAACAACAUGGAAACUAAUCUUCGUCAAUGGAUGAAUGGAUUUUCUUUCAACGCCAAAAAACCUCUUCUCCACAUUUUUGUGUGUGUGUGUGUGUUGGGGCCCUAAAUGUAAAAUAGAAUAAGUGCUAAAUGGCUAAGCACAUAACAACAAGUUGGGGAUAAGGCAGCAAAUGGGAAAUGCUGAAUUCAGCGAGGGCAGUUAGACGCCUCUUGGUAAUUUGAAACUUGUUAUGGGCCAGGUGCUAAUCAAUUUUUAAGCAGCUUCAACAACAAACAAGAGUCCCCCUCUCCGCAUUUCCCUUUGAUUUUUUCGUCGUCUUCGUCUUUGUCGAUGGCAAGUGAAGAAAUUUCCAUUCGCUCAGUUAGAAAUCGAGUUCAGUUGUUCGUCAAUUUCCAACUCGAGCGGUUCUGCAAGCAUAGAAAUUAGUUUUUCAUAUUUUUUUAAGUGCCCCAAAGUCUGAAGUGUUUUGAAUGUCUCGUUUUCUCCUCGUUAGACAAAUAAUGAAUUUGGCAAGAUGUCGGAAUAGCUGAGAGCACAGCGGAUCGAGCCUUUGAUCGUCCGAAAAAAUGUGAAUAUUUUUUAAAAGCGGCUAUGCCUCAUCUAGUCAAUUGCAUUACUUUGACUCUAUCAGCGUUGGAGGCUAAUAAUAUUAUUUGCACAGUGUACGAGUAGUUAUUAUAGUGACAACGGGGCCAUGGUUCAGUAAGUAACUCAGGUAAAUAAAUUUAAGGUAUUAAUCCUGUUAAGCAAAGGAUUUCUUUUUAGUCUUUUAAUAUUUGAUAAUUGCUCAUCCUACGGCAAAUUCAAUUGUUCGCCAGCUUAUUGGUGAAAUUAUGCAGGACAUGUUGAAACAUGGGGUCUAUUUUGCAGGGUAUUUGCUGAGCAUAAUGCUCAUUAGGCUCAUUACAUGCCUGCCAAGCGGCUUACAAUGGAUGGAAGUGGCAAACAGUGUGGGAUAAACACCGGAUUACGCCCACACUGAUUGCACUUUCACAGGAUUUGUGGGUGUGGCAGUGUGGCAGGGGGACAGGGGGUAUCCGUUAUCUCAUCAGCUCUCAGCUCUGAGUUCUCGGCACUACGCACAACAAUGGACUGCAGUUUAUUGUAAUAUCCAUUGAAAGACCCAACAGCGAAUGCAAUCAACAUCCGUCUGGGGCCUUCUAACUUUUUCCAUUAACACACAAAAGGAACGUCAGUCCACCUCCCCACUUUCCUCUCUCCCCCCCCCCUUCCUGAUGUGUAUUCGGAUAUAUCCUGGAUAAAUACUAAAUAUAUAUAUAUAGAUAUUGUAAUGAGUGCUUGACAGGGACCUUAGUUGCCAUAAGUUUUCGGCACACAUCUAGAAGCGCUGAGCGUUCAUCGUCACAAACUUGGUGGCGUAAUCUCUGCGUCUCCACUAAUUAGCCAAGUCGCUUUCAAUUGCGAAACUUUUCAGUUAACUCGAAUAAUGCCAAGAUGAAUGUUGACGUUUAGAUAUAUAUAUAUAUAUAUAUAUGUAUAUGCUAAACACUGAACUAGGAGAAAAAAAAGGGUAUGGGUUUAAACGCUCCAUAAAUAAUGCCACGCCGAAAAGUUCAAGGAGUGCUGCCAUAAUUGACUAAUCUAGAACUAAGUUAAGUGAUGCCACGAAUAAAUUUUGCCAUGUGCGUCAAGGAAAUAUAUACAUAUAUGUGCAUGCCAUCUACGAUUUUCUCAUUUUGCUUGGGUUUAGCAUUUCAAUUUCGGGAGCAAACAAGCUGGCCCAUUGAUAGCCCAUCGUAUCUGAUAUCUGAUUAACUUGUCCCAAAACAGAAUGUCAGCAAACACUUUCAACGUUGUGUGCUGUUUGUUUGUUUGUUUGUCGCCGAGUGUGGGAACUUCUUCCCCUCUUCCUGCCCCCAAAAAACACCGACAUGCAAUAACAGGCGAAACAAUAACACCAGAAACACCAGUAACACCAGAAGCACCAGUAACACCAGAAACACCAGUAACACCAGAAGCAGCCACCCUGGCCAGAUGACAAGUAACUCGGGCCAAAGCGAAGGGCAAACAACAAUUAAGCGCAUAAACUGGGGGAUAAUCCUGCCAUGGGGCCAACUAUGGAGCACUGAAUACUGGGAUACUGGGAUACUGCGGUACUGCGGUACUGUGAUACUGGGAUCUGAGCACUGGGACAAGCUGGAAAAAAACAAUUUCCAUAAACAUUAACAAAACCGUUUCGGUAGCAUAAUCAAGUUCAGCAUCGAGUUUCCAAGUCUCCGGCAGACACAAUCUAAUUGUAAAUGAUGUGGGACAGUGUUGCACACUGGCGUAGAAAUUAAACACAAAUUAUGCCAUAUUAAUAUUAUCAAUAAAAUUAAAUUACUAAAUAUGCAUAAUUAUUAUCAUAUUUUGUAUCGCUAUAAAAUAAAUAAAUAAAUUAUGUUUUAAUUGUUGAUGAAAUCCUAAUCUAAACCAAAAUCAUUUUAUAUUUGCCUCUAGCAAUUAAUAUAAUCAAUUUUAAUUAUAACGAAUUAAAUUAUAGAGCUAUUCACACGUCCGCCACUGUAUGUGUACACUGUUGGAAAAACUUUGUCCGGAACGGAAGAGAACGGCACGGCACAAAAGUGCAAAAUUGAUCGGCAUUAUUCAAUGGGAUUUAUGUAUGCAGCCCCGAGUGGCCGAAAAACUUUUAUUUAUUUACAAUUUGUUGCCAUUUGUUUCAGUUGGCCAACUUUCGCAAAUGUCCCUGGGACAGUGGCUGCAAAAAGUUAGCUGACUAAACACUAAACACGCCGCAAAUUUAUGCCGCUCAACUUGGGCACCCAACUUUUCAGUCUCCAUUUCAGUUUUCCGAUUCAGUUUCCUUAGCCGUUUUAUUAUGUUUAUUUUCAUUUGUUUUUUUUUUUGUUUUUUUUUUUUUCGUUUUUGUGCCUCAACGUGUUAUUUAUUUUCAGCACUUGAAUAAAUGUAUCAGUUACACAUGUGUGAGUAGUGGCUACGGCCUUGACUGAAAGUGGGUGGCAUGGGGUGAAAGUGUAUGAAACUGGGUGAAAGUGGGUGAAAGCAGAGCGAAAGCAGGGCAGGAGCAACAGGCGAAUGAAUCAUGGGUGACACAUGAGUGUGGCGCCGCAAUUGAGUUGUAAUUCAUUUGCGAAUGGAUGCAAAGUUCUCGGUGCGAAUGAGCAAUUGAAUGGCAAAUAAUUCUCGCCGCUUCUCGGGAUUAUUCAUUGCAUCCAUUUCAAGGAUUUACCGGGGCUCAAAAGGUGUCGAGUUAUGCGACCUUUAGAUAUGCAACAUUUGUCUGCGGUUUAAACUCUGUUGGUUUAAAUAUCUAUUGGUUUAAACUUUUAUGUUAUAUGCGUUUAAAUGCAGAUUAUAUUUAGCUUAAAAUCCUUUUCGCAGGAAUAUUUAGCUUAAAAUCCUUUUCGCAGGAAUCAAAGUUUGGAAAAAAUGUAACAAAAUAGUGUAGCCAUACAGUUCCACUGAAAAUUAAACUACAAGCUCAACGAGGUAAUAGUGUUUAUGCUUUCGCAUAAAUUGAGCGUAAAUUGCUUAUUGCAUUGUUUGCGCAAAUUACUUAAAUAUUAAACAAUAAUCUACAAUUAAAGUCUCCUUUUUGGUCCCCGAAUCAAAUUACCAAUGCAAUGCAAUAUUUUUUACGAAUGUAAUUAAAAAUGAAUUGCUUAAUAAGCAAAUUAAAAUACGUAAAAUGCAGUCGGUGGAGCACUUGCAAUGCAUAUGCAAUAUGCAUAUAAAAGUCGAACUGAAUAAUUGAUAAGUGACUCGAUGGGCAAACCAUUUGUUGCUCAAAUAUGUUAAUGGACAGGAUGGUGGAGCAUUGGGAUAUACACAUGUCGAUUUUUCGUCUGAAAUAUGCAAUGAACCAAUGAGAUCGACCGACGCUCAUCCGGUUGUCAGGAAAAUCCAAAUCGCUGGAAAAUUGUGCUCGAAAUUAGGUUUAGGUUUGCCACAUUUAAUGGGCAGCGCCCGAGAGUAUACAAUAUUCAUGGGGGCACUAAAAGCAUCAAGAUCCCAGGGAAUAAUGCUCGUAUCGUAUCCAACUGGCUGAGUGUGUUGUUCGGUAAUUAUAAUGAAUUAAUAAACAUAACGCAUAAUGCGACACAAAAGUGGCGGACGGAAUGCCGACCAAGUUACAAUCCCCCUCCCUUUCAUCUGCUGUAAAAUGAAAAACCCGGCAAAAGUCCAAACGACAAUUGCACUUGUAAUUUGUGUCAAUUAUUCAGCGCACUCAUUCGCAGGCAGGAAGCACUGAAAACAUUUCGCAAAUCGACUUUUCUCUAUAUUUUUUUACCCGCUAACCGGGCUGCACACACACACUUUCACACUCAAAAGAAAAGCGCUUUUCCAGUUAUUGCCGAUUUAAUUAAUUUGUAUUUGCCAACUCAUUGUGUUCAAGCAGCUAAAAAUAUCAAAGUUUUACCACGUAAAUUCCUUUGCAACAAAAAUGCGUUUCAACAACAAAUGAAAUUGACUGUCUUCUCUUAUUAUUUUUGGUUGAAUUAAUGUUUGGUUGCAUGUCACAACAAUGAAGCAAAGUGACAAAGAAUAUUAUUUUAGCUUGAUUAAAUCUUUUCCCUGCAAUGAUUUUCAUCAGAUGCAGUCACAAAUGAAAUUAACUGUCUGCACCAAUUAUUUCAGCUCGAAUAGCUAUUAAAGUCGAUUAAGUUAAAGAAUUGUUUUUUAACUCUUUAAUGCAUACAAUUUGGUAUUAAUUAUUCAAAGAGCAGUCAGAUAAUAUGGCAUAAGUUCUUCUAUAUGUUUUUAAAGUUUUCUGAAUUUCAGAUGGCAUUUGGUUGGUCAUUUUCCUGUUUACUUGCCAGCCAUUUUGCUCUACUCUCGCCACUCGGAAUCAGCGUUAACCUAUAAUUUUGCCCACGGCUGUCUGGUUCCGUUAAUGCCGGGGUUGAGUACUCGCACUCGUUCUCCGGCUAAUUAAAGUCACGGCCGGACUCACUUGGUCCCCGGACAUUGGCUUCUGUUCCUCUGUCCCGCUGCUCGUUGCAAUUAAUUCCAACAUAAAUUUGCACUUCUCAUCACAGAUGUGUGUGGGUGUGUGUGUGUGUGUUUUCCACAACCUCCUUACCCCAACAGCAACUAGGAUUCCCCAUAAAACCACACUACCAUACCACGACACCACCAUGAAGAGCACCAUUUCACACAUCUGAGUGACCUUGGGCGUGGCAGCGCCUCCGUUUCCGUUUCCGUUCCGCUCCCAUUCCCGUUACCAGUGCCGUUCUAGUGGCAAAACCCCAACUGUUGCACCUCGAUGUUAUUAUUGCCGUUGACCCAAUUUGCCACCUCUUCCUGCCGCAUCACUCGCAGUGCCAAUAAAUUUUCAUACGAAACAACACGGAAUAUAUGCAUGAAAGACAAAGGUACGAGGGCCGACAAUUUAAUGGCCACGUGCACGUUGCUCCCUUUCGAGUUUAAUAUUUUUCUCUUUUAUCUUUUAUUUUAUUUUUUUUGUUUUUUUUUUUUUUGGGCGUACUACAUCAUAGUCCCGAGUUCAGGGUGAUUAAAUGAAAUUUACGAGUACGUCGUAGCUACUGUUACUGUGUGGGUUUUGCAUAGGUUCGAAUAGGCUGCGAAUGCUGUCAGAGAUUGAUGUGCUGCGUUGUGUUGUGCUGUGUUUUGUGUUUUGUCCUGCCGUUUGGUCAAUUUGGGAAUUUCGUCCAGGGACCUGGCUGCAAAUCCAUUAUUAACUGGCCUACGCUGCGUAUGCGUGAUAUGCGGGAAUACUAGUUCUGGAUAAUUGUCGAAUCGCCAGAUGUUCGUAGUUGAUUAUGAACGCUGGGAAUUGGUGGCAGAAGUAAUUCGCCAGCUGUCUAUUAACUGGAUCACGUGGCGUAUGCGCAAUGUGUAAGUGGCAUAUGCAAAUUUGACUAGAUUCAUGCCAAAAAAAGAGUCGAAAUUUUGCCCAGCAUUAAUCAACAAGUCCUUCAAAGUCCAGCUUCAGUCAGGAUUAGUAAUGAGUAAAUGUAUUCAGAGGGAUUUCGCCGAAAGCUUUUGCUUAGUGCGAAUUCCGAGAAGCGCUUUAAUUGAGUUUCUUAUGUUCCUAUAAGGAAUUUCAAUUAGUUGGCGAAGAUGCGAUUAAAGCUUCUUAAAGGCUUGAAAUUCCAACGAAUUUGAGACUUUUGUAGUCAAUCUUUAUUAAAUAUCUUUGUGUAUAAUUAACUUUAUAAAAUCCCUCCGUCCGUCCAAAGAUAUCCAUUUAUUAAACUGACAAUGGCAACCUCAAUCGUAAGCUCAUACUUUUGCAUGGAUUACCACACAUUUGCAGUAACCCAACUCAUCAGAAAAUCCUCAACACUGGUCCAUCGGACUUUUGCUGGUUUUUGCUUCUUUUGCCGCCUGUCGAGUCCUGUCGAUGGGAUGUUAUUCAAAAUCCAAUAAUAAGCCCAACAAUUAUGCAGGACAGGCAAUAAAGUGCAAAGCAGCGUGUUCCCCACAGUAAAUACAACGCCAGGGAAAUGGCGACGAAAUAAAUGUGAUGCGAUGGUCCAAAACUACAACUGACAGCACGAGGUGGUUGGGGGGUUUCAGGGGGGAAAUUCAGCGAGGAAAAAUCGAGGAGAAUAGAGGAAAAUGAAGAAAGGAGAGCCUGGCUGGUACCAUGUUUAUGAGCUGCAAUGGCGACGCGUUGACAGCUUUUGGUCAGGACAUCGUUUCGUAUACCCCAUAUCCUGGGGGCUUUCCUCACAUUUUCCACUUCUCAUUUUCUUCAUUUUCACCCUCCUUUUUCCUACUUUUUCCUCCUUUUUCUCUUUUAGUGCUUCUGUUUUUUACGAGUGGGCAUGCGAGAGUGUGUUUUUACGACGAGCAGCCAGUUUAUUGCAAGUGUCGGCCUCGUCUGGGGUUAUUAAAGUUUCAGCCAAGCAUUUGGUGUGAAGUCGCAUUGCGAAUUGGUCUUCGUGGCGGCGUUGCAUCCACAAUUCCCACUCGUUAUUUUAUUGCUGAAAAGUGCAAUCAUAAAACGUUCAAGGCCCCCAAUGCCCCAAUGCAGUGCAACGAUAGGAGACAGGAGGCAGGAAUAGAAGCUAACAGGCAAACAGGGAGCAAAUAUCUGCGAAAUUGGUCAUCACUUAGCUAUUUCUCGCCACAUGCAAAGGACAUUGCGCAAAAUCUAGAAAGGGAUGUUUUAAAUAAAUAGCAGGAAAAUAUGAAACACAAUGCAAUAUUAAUCUCAUAAUAGAACACUCUUAAGCACUAGGGUUUUACAAGUAUAACUUGAGUAAUUACAAAGGCGACUGCAUAUUUUUGAUAAAAUAAACAUUCCGUUUUGUGUACCUCUGUGCAUGAAAACCAUGCAGGAAAAGCAGCAAAGACAGGAGGAAAAGCGGCUGGGGAAAUGGGCUUGUUUUUCCCCAAUGCUGUCAUUUCUGUAGCCGCAAACAAAAAACUCCCUGUUCAGUUUUCUGAAAUGGCUUUGUGCAUUUGAAAUGUGCACUUGCUUAGAAUAUGUGUACUCUCAUUUUUCAAGACUGAAAUUUCUCUGGCAAAAAGUGGAGGUCAGCAAAUACUGCUUGACAAUCGUCCAACUAAAAGCCUAUCAACACAAUUCAAAGAACAAAAACCAAAAAAAAAAAAAAAAAAGGAGCAGAGAAACAAGAGCUAUAGAUAAAUUCUACACUUCUAAAUGGCUUUUUCGACCAUUUGCAGCCAAGUCGGGCCACCACGAAUGAAGUUCCAGUGGCUAUUUGAAAAUUAAGGGGAAAGCGCAGAGGAAAAGCGAUAAAAUGUUCAAUGGCUAAUAGGAAAUAGGAAAAAGUAAACGGUUUGCUGUGUGUGAAUGUGACAAGCGAAACGGUAUUUUUAAUGGCAAGUUAAGUGAAACGUUUUUUCUAGUUUGCCCGUUUAGCGAGUGUCAAGGAAAUCUGUUCAAAUGGCUAGAAAGCCACAGAUAAAGGUGCUUGAAAGUAUGCAAUAGAUAUUAUCAUUUCUGGCAUUUAUUAAAUUAUUGGCAACGCGAAAAGGAAAACCCUCAAUGGUCGCUGAGUAUGUGUAUAAAUGUUUCAUUUGCAGCUCAUUAUCGGUGUGCGCACAGUAAUAUCAGUAAUAUCAUUACGUUCAGCUUUAAUUAAGUCAUUAAUAUAAUUAAGUUAGCUACCAGAGUAUUGGCGGACAAUACAGCUAUCACAAAUGAAAUGGCCGUCGUGAAGGGAAUCACAAAGCCGAUUGAAAUUGAAGCCUGAUGGACAGACAAGUUUCGCCAAUGCCACUCAAAUCGCUGUGAAGCGAUUGAUGAUGAGACGGUGGAAAAGCGCGAAAAAGCGCCUCAAAAUUCCAAUGUCAUGCAAAUAUUUGCCGGGGAAAUAACUGAAAAUGUAAAUAUGAGAUGUGAAUCGAGACACGGGACAAAAGGAAGUGACAGCCUGAUGUGCUCGAGGAUGUGCUGCGAAUCUGUGCUGGAAAGUGAAAAGUGGAUAGUGGAUUUCAAUGCAUUGUUCGGUCCAUUGAUGUCGUCGUGCAGCGAGGACAAGCAAACAAAUAAGCCGGAAACGUAUCGUGGAAAUGUAUACACACCACACACUUCUACUACAUAUGCACAUAUAUGCUGCGAAAAUAUGCUGGUGGAAAUAUCAGAAGCUAAAGUCGCAUAAAGGAAAAGCCACAGGCGAAAAAUUCAGCAUACACAAUAUAACUUUAAGCAUAUAACUGAAAGGAUAACAAACACCAUGUUUGCCAAGCAACAUUUGUAUACCAUGGACCACAACCUAAACAAACAAUGCCCCAAAAAUGUUGACAUUUCUAUUACACAUUCAAAAAAAAAAAACCAAAAAACACAACCGCUUUGCUACCGGUGUCUGGUUAACAAUUUGAGGUCUCCGCUGAUAAUAUGUUGUUUAUUCGGUUAGGCACUUUUGGGGGUCAAGCCGAAAAGUUUAGACUCCGCCUAUAAAUCCCACAAUACACAAUACACAACUCUGCUUAAACAAUUAUUUGGCAAUUAACCCGUAAUUUCAAUCGCAUUGAUACAAUUGAGGUGUGACAAAUCACGGGAAUUAUCAUUAGCUGCAAUUACUGAAUCACUUUGCAAUCGCGCCGUAGCUCGUUAUUUAUGCGUUCAGUUGCCUUUUUAUACGUGUGCCGUGCACUCUGCAAAUAAUGGGAUUUUAUAGAAAUUUAUUGGGUUUCAUAACUCUAUUUGGAUUCCUGCAAUUAACAAAGCAGGUGGGCAAAAAAAACCCAAAUAAAACAAAUUAAACCAUAAAGAGUAUAGUUCAUAGUUUAAGCAAUUUGAUAAUUGAUUUUUUAACACAGCACUGCUACAUGAUGAAAUUUGUGGGCGCAAGGUCCUGGGACACGCCCAGCUAUGGCCUAAAACUCAACAUGUUCGAGAAGAACAACUCGAUGUCCUCGGUGACCACGGUGCGGCAGGAUGUGGCCAUUCCGCUGUGGCACCUCGUACUCCUGCAACAUCCGCGCAAACGGAGCGCCGCAUCCGCAACGCGUGCGGAACUUCCGCGUACCCUGUAUAAUGGGACGACGAAAACGUGCGACUUUUGGAAAUACAUUCGCCACGUGUCCGCGUGGAACAAUGUGGCCAAGUUGAUACUCUCCAAAGGUGCCAGCAACAUGAGUCUCGGCUGUCCACUGAAAACGGGCGUAUACGUAAUGAAUCGCAUUCAAGUGCCGCCGGAGACGACGAUCCUGAAGUUCAUGUACCAUCCGAACACACUGUACACCCUGGAGGGCACCGUCUACUCCCUGAAUCCCAAGGACAAGGUCACCAAGAAGGCCUUGUGCUACUACGAGAUCAAUGCCACCAUCUUCAAAUCUUGUUGAGCGAAUGCAAAAAGUUUCAGUGCACCUUGCUUUUUUUUUUGAGAAUAUUAAGUUAUGGCUAUUUGUUCAAUUGGUUGUUAGUAAUUUAAGAAGGAAACUUAAACAAAUCUUUGGUAUUAUAA